AUGGCGCAAAAGGACAAGAAAUUACAAGUAACCUGGAAUUUCGCUGAGAGCGCUCAAUACCACGAUGCUGCUGGUAGAGAUCACACCGCACUCGAUGAAACCUCGCGGUCCGAAGCGCAGGCUGCGAGGAUUAGCCAGCAAAAGGAUUUUCCCGGACUCUCGUGGGACGCAGACGACAAGGAUUUAGCCAGCAAAAAGGACCCCUCCGCGAGAACGGGGAAGGAGAUGCAGCAGCUGCGGGUUAUGCCUACUGGACAGACCCUCCAUGGCCACAUAGGAAGGACCGCAAAGCGUGAGGAGAUUUCCCCACCAAUAGACCGCGGUGGGAGGGAUAACGAAGAAGGGCGUGAAGAGCGAGGAGGGUUGGGGCGAGAGGAAGAGGAACGAGGAGGAUCGCGACGAGGGGAGCUGCUCAUAUGCGAGAGAGAAGAAGCACCUAGAAGCACCAGGAGUCCGAAGGAGAGGGCGCACGCAACGGGAUGCAGAUGGAGUUCUGAAGUCGCUAUGAGUCCUAUGGAUCCGAGAUACAGCCGAUACGUAAAAAGGCCAGAAAUCGCAUCGGUGGAGGUUGUAGUGAGGCCAGGGUCAAACAGACAUGAUCGACAGGUGCUGUCCAAGGACGAGUAUCGCCGCAGUGGCGGCCUUAUUAACAUAUCGAAGAUCACAAUCAUUCCCGCACCUUCGCGGGACUUGCAAGUGGCUGCCGUUCAGGAAGUGGAUGGAGUGGUCCGAUGA
Molecule: messenger RNA, 735 nt
Organism: Suillus clintonianus
Lineage: Eukaryota; Fungi; Basidiomycota; Agaricomycetes; Boletales; Suillaceae
Exons: 7
Coding region: 1-735 (244 amino acids)
Source: RefSeq, a predicted model, not a curated record